Octopus sinensis (East Asian common octopus) is the source of this 351-nucleotide messenger RNA. RefSeq names its product glycine-rich protein 23-like. Lineage: Eukaryota; Metazoa; Mollusca; Cephalopoda; Octopoda; Octopodidae. The transcript has 3 exons. The record is from RefSeq and is a predicted model, not a curated record. The coding region runs from base 1 to 351 and encodes 116 amino acids.
AUGCAGCAAUGCUUUUCCCAUGGUCACCUCUAUGCUGGUUGUUCCAGAGUUGGAAAUGGCAACAAUCUCUUCAUACUCACACCAAAUGAUAAAACCAAGAAUAUUGUUUAUUCUGCUGCUUUACACGACGGUGGUGGUUUUGGUGACGGUGACGGUGCCAGUGUAGACGGUGGCGGCGGCGGCAGCCUCGAUGGCGGCGGCAGCGUCGAUGGCGGCGGCAGCGUCGAUGGCGGCGGCAGCGUCCAUGGCGGCGGUAGCGUCGAUGGCGGCGGCAGCGUCGAUGGCGGCGGUGGAGGUGGCGCUGGUUUGACACUAUUAAAUGUCACAAAAUACAAAUAUUCAGUCUAUUAG